GUACUGCGUAGAGAUUACUGUAGUAGUGCGGUGUCGGACGGACAAACAACUUACGAGCGGACCUCGGCGCUGUAGACGGGCUCCUCUGCUGAAUUAUAUAGUAUAGUUUAAAUAGUAUAUAAUAUUAUUUAGUUUAAAUUUUUGCUUUCGGCCGUUUGAAAGAUGAAAACCAACCAGAGAAUCAAUUUUUUAAAAUUGUUUGCGCUGAGCCACCUAACUGAUGUUCAGAAAUCCCAUCUAUCGUACGCGGUACGCAAGGACAUUGAAACAAGAGAAAUCGCACGGCUAUAUAGUAAGCGAUUGCGCCGUUGGCUAAAACUAAAGAAGCGGGGAGGACUUAUAAGACCUAAAGGAACCAAAAACAAGGAACAAGAAAAGGAGAUGAUGGAGUGGAUUGGCAAUGUUUUGGGCGAGCCGAUUCCUGAAAGUGUCUCGUACGAGGAUCAUCUGAAGGACGGCGUCGUGCUUUGCAACCUCAUCAACAAGAUAGCUCCCGGAUCGGUGAAAAAAAUACAGACCAAGGGUUCCAACUUCCAGCUGAUGGAGAACAUUCAACGAUUUCAAGCUGCCAUCAAAAAAUACGGUGUACCGGAAGAAGAGAUUUUCCAAACUGCCGAUUUGUUCGAACGCAGAAACAUAGCGCAGGUGACGCUCUGCCUUUACGCCCUCGCUCGCAUUACCCAAAAGCACCCCGAGUACACGGGUCCGGCAUUGGGACCUAAAAUGGCUGAUGCUAACAAGAGAGAAUUCACCGAAGACCAGUUGAGAGCAUCUGAAGGUCACCUCAACCUUCAAAUGGGAUUCAACAAAGGAGCCUCCCAGUCGGGUUUGGGAUCCUUCGGCAACUCAAGGCAUAUGUAAUGAUCAGCAACACGCCCCACAAUUAUAUUAUACAUCUGCGUACUACUAUCACAAUGACAUGCUAUGAUUAUUCAAUUAUAUUUUGUUACACGCGAGGAAGCGACAUUUUUACUAUUAUUUAUCAUAUAUUUUUUUUCCAAAAAAGUUCAUAUUUAUACACAGUUUUUUUUUUAUUAUUAUACACAGUGCCUAUAUACUAACAAAAUUAAUUAUUAAAAUAUAUCAAAGUAUAAUUAUUUACAAAAAA
Messenger RNA from Metopolophium dirhodum (rose-grain aphid), 1108 nucleotides. Its product is annotated as myophilin. Lineage: Eukaryota; Metazoa; Arthropoda; Insecta; Hemiptera; Aphididae. The record is from RefSeq and is a predicted model, not a curated record. Bases 163 to 861 code for a protein of 232 amino acids. Gene Ontology annotation, molecular function: protein binding. The transcript has 4 exons.